AUGCCUGCCAUGUCCCCCACCAUGACGGAAGGCAACAUUUCAGCAUGGAAGGUCAAGGAGGGCGAAUCAUUCUCCACCGGGGACGUCAUUCUGGAAAUCGAGACCGAUAAAGCUUCGAUGGAUGUUGAGGCUCAGGACGACGGCGUCGUGGCUAAAAUCUUUGCAGAAGAUGGUUCGAAGGCAGUCAAAGUGGGAACAAGAAUAGCUGUCCUCGCAGACCCAGGGGACGACAUUUCGAAUCUGGAGAUUCCACCUGACGAUUCUCAGCCUGUUCAGUCCGAAGCGGACAACGUCAAAGGCGGGGAAGAUUCAAAGUACGAGUCCUCCGGCGUCGAGAAAGAGAUCAAAGGCACCCCUCAGAACAAGAGACCGGCAGAGGAUAAACCCACCACAAGUCCGAGCGGUCCGGGUCAAAAUCCCAAAUACCCUCUGUAUCCUUCUGUCAUCACCCUUGUUCACGAGAACCAUAUAUCCGACGAAGAGGUAGCGAAGAUCCCCGCCACUGGGCCCAAUGGCCGCCUCUUGAAAGGCGAUGUUCUCGCCUACCUAGGUACAAUUGACUCCGACUACACUGCCAAGCUCGCCAAACGAAUUGGAGACCUUGAGCACCUUGAUCUAAGCGGUAUCAAGAUAUUGCAACCGGCCGCUCAACCUACCGCCGCCACGGCUACGACGAUACCUCCAGCGCCAGAACCUCUCAAAACCAGCAGCGUCAGCCUGACCAUUUCUCUAGCAGAAGUGCUGAAGGUGCAACAACGCAUCCAAGACACUCUGGGCGUGACAGUCCCCCUCUCAACAUUUCUUGCACGUGCCGUUGACCUGGCCAACGACGACCUUCCGAGACCGAAGGGCCAGAAAUCCUCUGCCGACGACCUCUUUAAUGCCGUGUUGGGACUGGACACCGUCCCCACGACGUCCAGGGGCGCCUACCUUCCCCAAAUCGAUGCUCUUCCCGCCCGCUCGAGUACGAAGUCUCCUCCGCGACCUUCGGCAAAGAAGCCUGACAUCAUCGACAUUCUAUCUGGGAAAGCCGUGCCUGAGCGGUCUGCACGCAGGCCGUCGUCGUCGGGUAACAAGCUGUCUACCGCAGACGGUGCCCUGAACGUCUUUAGUCUGGCUGUGCCAGUGGGCGAGGAGAAGCGGGCACGUACAUUUCUGGAACGUGUGAAGACGGUGUUGCAGGUGGAGCCUGGAAAGCUGAUCUUCUGA
This is a messenger RNA of Capronia epimyces CBS 606.96, 1209 nucleotides long. RefSeq lists its product as uncharacterized. NCBI's taxonomy places the organism in Eukaryota, Fungi, Ascomycota, Eurotiomycetes, Chaetothyriales, Herpotrichiellaceae. Gene Ontology annotation, cellular component: pyruvate dehydrogenase complex. Gene Ontology annotation, biological process: pyruvate decarboxylation to acetyl-CoA. The record is from RefSeq and is a predicted model, not a curated record. Bases 1 to 1209 code for a protein of 402 amino acids. The transcript has a single exon. Gene Ontology annotation, molecular function: dihydrolipoyllysine-residue acetyltransferase activity.